Molecule: messenger RNA, 4054 nt
Organism: Pomacea canaliculata
Lineage: Eukaryota; Metazoa; Mollusca; Gastropoda; Architaenioglossa; Ampullariidae
Product: RILP-like protein 1
Exons: 9
Coding region: 199-1542 (447 amino acids)
Molecular function (GO): protein dimerization activity
Source: RefSeq, a predicted model, not a curated record
GCUGUUAUCUAGUCCGCAGCGGAACGUAGGCAUCACGAGUGGGCGUAGCACCUGACAGGAAAGUAUCGAUCAGAAGCCAAUGCUCUGGUGCAGGCGCUAUGUUCCUGACCCACUUGCUUAUUCCUGCUGAGCCUGAUAUGGAAGCUGUGCUAACCCUUUUCAACGGAGUCUCGUCGCUGCCUUUAUAGUGCUCAAAUAAUGGCUACAGAAAUAUAUCAGGACGUAACAGUGACUGAUGUUAAGGAACAAGCGGCGGGUAUCGCUAGAGAGUUUGAUAAACUCAUAAAUAAUUACGGUAAUGAUGCUGUCACAGAAUUGAUGCCCAAAGUGAUUCGAGCCCUAGAGCAGCUGGAAUCCCUCGCUACCCGUUUUGAAAGAGACAACGAUGAAAUCGCGCAGCUGAGGUCAACAGUUGAGAAGCUUGAAUUAGAGAAAACAGGAAAAGCGCAGGAGCGUGCUAAGUUUGAGCAGGAGCUGGAACAGAUAGAGGAGAACUGGCAGACAGAGGUGAGAGAACCAUUGACAGUGGUGGGUAAGCUCCAAGAAGAGAACAAGCGGUUGAAAAAGCCACUCCAUUAUGAGAAGCAUUCUGUAGCCGAAAAGGUUUCAGCAAAGCACCGAGAGACUGAGGAACAAGAGAUCAAAGUCCUCACAAAGCUGAAAGAAACUGUGUACAAGCAGAGGGAGGAGCUGCGCUCACUGAAGCAUGAACUUUCUCAAAAAGCAGUGGACUGUGAUGCACUGCAAGCCCAGGUGGAACAAAUAGCCAGAGUGAACAUCGACCUGAGGAGGAAAAACAACACGCAAAGAAAACAGGCCAGAGUCUUGCUGCAAGAGAAGUCUGAGCUGGAGAUAGCCUUGAGAGAGAAAGAUGCUGAGGUGGACAAGGUCAAGACCAUGCUUUCCGAGCAAGAGAAAUUUGAAGAGCAGAGAGCAGCUGUACGAGCUGCCAUACAGGAGCAGAGAGAAAGCGAAGAGCGAAAUGAAGAAGAGGAGGAUUCUCCUUUCUCAGAUGAUGUCACUUCAACAGUUAUGACAGAUUCUACAACAACAGCCACAUCUUCAUCACCUGAAAUUGACCGUCGGACUGCUUCCGUGAACUCGUUAGGGCUGGACAUGGAAGGCAAACUGAUCAUUGACAUGAAAGAUCCCAACCGCCCACGAUUUACGCUGCAAGAGGUUAAACAGUUGCUUUUUGAACGCAAUGAGCUGAAGACACGACUCAUCGAGGUAGAGGAAGAACUCAAUCACUAUCGCCUACGAGAGCCUGGUGCACCAGAGGAUGAAAAUCAAGAUGAAUCCGUGAUAAUCCGUGUUCAGGUGUGGUUUUACAGAAAGGUAGUAGAGUGGUACACCUGCUUUACUUCAUUUUCCAAAUCCAUUGACAACAGGAAAUCCUCUUUCUCAGGUGAAGAAGUGCUGGUGUAUGGGCCCAUUAACAAGGAACCCGAUGAAAAGCUUUUUGGACGCAAAGAAUCUGGCAUCAGGAAAUCCUUUGAGCAGCUUUUGGAUAACUUGAAUCUUCCACUGUUGGACUUCUAAUAUCUAAGACAGGUUGUGUACGGUAGGAUCAGUAACUUUUUUUCAGUCCCUGCCCGUGCCUUCAAGAUGACUUUUUGUAGUUGCCUUUUUUAAGUUUCUGCAAGAAGUUUUAUCAGGUGUUACUGCAUCAUUAUUGUUGCCUGUGGUUGUUACCUGUAACUGUGGUUCCCACUUCAUGUAGAUUGUGUGUGUGCGUGCACGCACUUACAUGUGUGUGCAUGAAAUUCAUGCCUUUUUUUUUUUUUGUUAAGUGUCAUGCAGAAAGUUCUUGGGUGUCUGUGGCUUGCAUUUAUUUUACGACUGAAGUGUGCAGAGUAUUAAUCUGUUUACUUUGACAUGAAGUCUGUGAUGUUUCCUGUAUAUUUUUUCCUAGCUUCAAUUUUUUGAUGAAGCUGUGAUACCGUCCUGUAAUCUUUGUUUUAACAGAGUAGAACCACCCCUUCCCUGUUAGAUGCCACAUGUGUGUGUAAAAUUACACAGUGGUGACUUUAACAUAAACUAUAAGAAUGACUUACUGGACUUCUGGUGGCAGAAAAAAAUUACAGAAGUGACUUAAAAAUAUUGAUAUUGCCAAAAAAUCCUACUUUUGACAGUCAUGAGUAUAUUUACCUUUAUGUUAAAGAGGCCGUGUGUGCCAUGGAUACCACUGUGUAAAUUGAUGUGAGCUCUUUCUGUGAAUGUAAUUUGUUUUGGAGCAUUUAGGAUACUAGGCCUUCAUUUCAUUGACUUAAUGUCUUUGUGAGCUUGCCGUUGGAGGUGUCACAAAAGAGGAUGUUUUUUGUCUUCGAGUGCCAGAGCCUGAAGAAGCUUCCACGUAGAGAACGUGAUGUAUCUUGCGUGCACAUAAACUUAUCUGCGAUCAAACUGAGGAAAUGUAGGUUGUCUAAUCUAGAAAUUAUGCUAUGUCACCACAGAAGGAGUUCUGAGUAAGCAGAAAUGUAUUUUACCCAGAAAACCAAGUGAGCAUUUUCCAGAAGAACUUGUUUUAUGACUAGGGUAAAUGGGUUCAGACUUUGGAAAUGGCAGAUAUGGUAGAUAAUAAUGACAACAACGAUAAUAAAUGUACAUUGUUAUAGUUCUCUACCACAGCAUGAGUGUCAUGUUCUUCGUGCUAAUCAAGUACGUGAACAAUAUACACGUUAUAAAUUGUACAAAAAAUGAAAAACAUGACAGUUACAGAUAAUAUGUAACUAUGGAUGCUGGAUUUUUUUUCAAUACGCUUAAUGCAUGUGAUGCAGAUCAUUGGGUCCUUCAGUAGCACCACAUAUAUAAAGGAACUUAAUGAAUGCAUAACUUUCCUUGAUAUUUUCAGCAUAGGGUUAGUGCUUGAGAAGCCUCCACAAAUAAUGGCUUAAUAUUCAUGUUGUUCACAUUUUAUAAGUUAGAUUUGAUUUAAACAUAUAACUAGUUCUUGUCCUAUCCUAUGAUUCUUAAGAGAAAUGAUUGUUGUGUGAAUCAAAUUGAACGAUUGGUCCUUUUUUUGAGCACUUGUAGAAUUACAAUAACAGUAUGCCUAGAUUUCUAAUAAAAACAUAAAGCAAGCAGUUUAUAAAGUAUAACCUUAUCUGUUUCUCCACCAAAAGCAAGAAGACACACCCUCACAAGUGAAAAUAAUAAUAAAAAAACCACAGCACUGUCACACCUCACAGUCCUGCCUUGCACAUCUCUGUCACUGUGCAUGUGCAUUAGUAUAGAAUGUUCCAGUAUCAAAUUAGUAUUUUUGUGAGGUCUACCAAUCCUCCCCUUGUGUGUACAACUUUCUUGGUGUGUGCAUUUUUAAAAUAGGUUUUAUUCAGGUAACAUGUUUCAGCUGGCUUUUUCCCUGUGAUGUAUAUUUCCUUUUUUUAAAGCUGUGAUGAAUCUUAAGAUACAGUUUCUUCUGAUGGUAAAUCCCUCAUCUCCCAAAUAUAUUAAGAUAGAAGUUUCUUCUGAUGGCGUAUCCCUCGUUAAACAAAACAAAAAACAACAGAGUUAAUUGUGGCAUGAUGGGCAUGCUUUCAUUUGUAUAGAGAGGCUAAUAAGACUAAUAUUGACCUGAAAAGUUGAUAUUUCAGGUAGCCAAAUCAGUGCAGAAGUCUAAGGAUAUAAAAAGGACUUCUUGACCAGACAUUCAGUGCUGAAUAUGGCACUUUUUUAUAUAGUCAUGUCAUUAAAAUUUGCCAUGGUCACAUGUUUGACUACGUGUCUGGUUAAGAAGGCUUAAAAGGACUUUUAAAAUUAUGCUCACAUGUUAAAAUCUGUGACACCUUUUAGGUGUCUGGAAUGUUGCACCAAGUUUACACAUGCUUUCAAUUCCACAGCCUCUGUUUAAACAUAUUCUGUGGUAUGCACUCAACUUAGGCAAAGAACUCACAUUUUUGGUUCAUUUAUUGAUUUUUUUUUUUUACCCCUGCAAACUUGUGAUCAAGCCAAGGAUUGCCAAAGACUAGCACAGACUUUGGACUGCUUCACACCAAACCAGCAUACCUGGUAUGGUGGACUGACCUGCUUUGCACCUACCCCCUGAAAUCAC